AUGGAGUCAACAUCAGAGAGAAAGGUCUCAUCGGCAUCGGCGAUUGCAAAUGACCGCAAGCGUGCGAAGAUUGACGACCAUGCCGUCACUGGAGCCGGAGAGAUUACUCUGCGCCAGUCGAUUGUACCAGUCUGCUUGGUUACGGUUCUCUUUUUCAUGUGGGGUUUCGCAUAUGGCUUACUGGAUGUUCUGAACUCUCAUUUCCAAGUAGCUUUAGACAUCAGCCAGGGACAAUCUGGUGGCUUACAAGCAGCAUAUUUCGGUGCCUACUUCAUUGGUCCAUUGACGUACUCCGGAUGGAUUGUUCGAAAGUUUGGUUACAGAUGGGCAUUCAUCUUUGGUCUUUGCGUUUAUGGUGUUGGUGCUUUGAUGUUCUGGCCAUCAGGAGUGAAGCGAUCUUUCCCAGGUUUCUGUGGUUCCAUGUUCAUCGUCGGAAGUGGACUUUCUACCCUCGAAACGGCAGCAAACCCUUUCAUCGCCACCUGUGGUCCACCAAGAUACUCUGAGAUCCGUUUGACUCUCGCACAAUCUUUCCAGGCAGUUGGAACCGUUGUCGCUCCAGUUCUCGCUUCUCAAGUCAUCUUCAAGAAUGUCGACGAUACCUCCCUGGAGAGUGUCCAAUGGGUGUACCUUGGCAUCGCCAUCUUUGUCUUCCUCCUCGCAAUUGUCUUCUUCUUCGCACCUAUCCCUGAAGUCACAGAUGCCGAUAUGGCCAAUCAAGCCGAACAAUCCGCUCAGGAUACCGAUUACGAAGAUAAGCCCCUCAGCAAACAGUUCACCCUGUUCUAUGGAGUGGUCGCUCAAUUCUGCUACGUAGGAGCUCAGGUCGCUUAUGCCGGUUACUUUAUCAACUAUGUCCGCUGGAUCAAACCCGGUACCUCACACGCAACCGGUUCCAACCUCCUUGCUGGCGCUCAAGGUUGUUUCGCAGUUGGCCGAUUCGCUGCUUCCGGUCUUCUCAAAUUUACAAGACCUAGAUUCGUUCUUAUGGGCUUCAUUACUGGUGUUGUCAUCUUCGCAGCGAUGGCUAUUGGCGCUAAGGGCAACGCCGGUCUCGCAGCUAUUUUCCUGGUUCUCUUCUUCGAAUCCUGCAUCUUCCCUCUGAUAUUCACGCUCUCCCUUCGUGGAUUAGGUCGACACAGCAAACGUGGUGCGUCAUUCAUCGUCGCAGCCGUGUCUGGUGGAGCUUUGUUCCCACCUGUUCUCGGUGCCGUCGCUGACGCGCUUGACGGAAACACUCAACAUGCAUUCUUCAUUCCUCUUAUUGGUUUCUGUAUCGCCUUCACCUUCCCAGUCUACUUGAACGUCUUCAAGGCUAAGAGUUUGGAUGCUUGGACUGAUAAGGUUAAGGUGGGAAUUGAGGAGGCGCCAAAGGAUAUUGAGAGUUUGGGAGAGGACGAGAAGUCGCCUGUUCAGACUAUUGAGAAAGUCUGA
Glarea lozoyensis ATCC 20868 is the source of this 1434-nucleotide messenger RNA. RefSeq names its product MFS general substrate transporter. Gene Ontology annotation, molecular function: transmembrane transporter activity. Gene Ontology annotation, biological process: transmembrane transport. The record is from RefSeq and is a predicted model, not a curated record. NCBI's taxonomy places the organism in Eukaryota, Fungi, Ascomycota, Leotiomycetes, Helotiales, Helotiaceae. Bases 1 to 1434 code for a protein of 477 amino acids. The transcript is spliced from 3 exons.